AUGACUAACGAUAUAACAACAUUUUCUAUACCAAUUGCUAGGAGUACUGUUGGUAGGUCAUCUAGAACUGCUUCAAAAUCAUUUGGAGGAGAUAUUAAAACUGAUAAUCUAGAUCCAGAUAAAAUAUUAACAUCUAUUUUUUAUGCUACUGAAGUUAUGAUUAUGUCCUUCAUUGGUGAAGAAAUAUCAAGUGAUAAUUGUUAUAUUACAAACUUAUCAACAAACAAAACAUCAUAUUGUGGUACAGAUGGUUUGUCUUAUUUUUAUUUUAAUGAAACUAUCCCUAAAACUUUAACAUCUCAGUUUAAUUUAGUAUGUAAAGAUUCUGUAUGGAUUCAACAUGGAACAUCAAUUUUCAUGAUAGGUUCAGCAAUAGCAACACCAAUAUUAACACAAUUAGGUGAUACUUAUGGAAGAAGAUUAACAUUUUUAAUACCAUUAUGGUUGGCUGUUCUUGCAAAUAUUGGUGUCUCAGCAUCAACAAAUUACUAUCUAUUUUUAUUUUUUCGUUUUAUUUCUGGUUUUGGAACAGGAUCAUAUAUACAAAUUGCACAAGUAUUAAUAAUAGAAUCUGUUGCAACAGAAUUUAGAGAUGUAUCACCAAUUCUUUCAAAUUUUACAUGGUUUUUUGGUUAUUCAAUGGUUGGUGUUCUUAGAUAUUUUAUUGAUUCAUGGCAAUGGUUAUAUUUUUUUUUAACUGCUCCUGGAAUAUUAACAUUUUCAUAUUAUUGGCUUAUACCAGAAAGUAUUCAUUGGCUUGUUCAAAAUAAUAAGACAAAAAAAGUAAAUAAAUAUAUUAAAAAAUCAUCAGAAUUAAAUAAAAAAUCUGUAUUAUUAGAAGAAUGUCAAAAAAAAUCAUCUACAAGUUUAUCCUCUGAUCAAUCUGAUACAGGAUCUUGUUCAACAAAUGAAAUUUCAAGAAGUUUUAUGGAAAUGUUAAUGACCGGAAAAAUUUUUUUUCAAUUAAGUAUUCAAUGUUAUAUUUUUAUACUUCUUAAUUUAACUUAUUGGGCAAUAUCAUUAUAUUCAACAGGUUUAAGUGAAGACCCAUAUAAAGGAUAUUUUCUUUCUGGUUUAGUUGAGUUACCUGGUGGUAUUUUAUCAUAUUUUCUUCUUAAAAAAUAUCCCCGGAAACCAAUAACAAUUGCUGGUUUAUGUGGUCAGGCAAUCUUUAUGACAGCAGCAAUAUUUUUUAUUGAUAAAUCAGUUGGUAGUAUUGUAUGUAUAUUAAUAGCUAAAUCAUUUAAUUGUAUCGUAUGGAAUUCUGUACCAUUAAUGGCAUCUGAAAUGGCACCAACAACAACAAGAAAUCGUUUUUAUGGUGUAUGUAGUUUUAUAGGAGAAUUUGGAUCAAUUAUAGCACCAUAUAUUGAAGAAGUUAAACAACUUCAUCAACAUGGUCCUGCUAUAAUGAUAUCAUUAAUGACAUGGAUUGCUAUUGGUGCAAUAAUGUGUGCACCAGAAACAAAAAAUAAACCUUUACCAAGAGAUUUUGAUGAUUUUGAUGAAGGUCCAUUAUUAAAAUUUUUAAAAAGAAAAAAAAAAGCAAAUUUAUCAACAUUAAAAAGUAAAGAAAGCAAUAUAGAAGAAAAUUCAAUGAUUCAAAUGAAUAACAAAAGAUCUUAA
Messenger RNA from Strongyloides ratti, 1626 nucleotides. Its product is annotated as General substrate transporter family and Major facilitator superfamily domain, general substrate transporter and Major facilitator superfamily domain-containing protein. Lineage: Eukaryota; Metazoa; Nematoda; Chromadorea; Rhabditida; Strongyloididae. The record is from RefSeq and is a predicted model, not a curated record. Gene Ontology annotation, cellular component: membrane. The transcript is spliced from 4 exons. The coding region runs from base 1 to 1626 and encodes 541 amino acids. Gene Ontology annotation, biological process: transmembrane transport. Gene Ontology annotation, molecular function: transmembrane transporter activity.